GACAAAGCACCCGGCCCGUCUCUAUCAGUCAGAGACAGCGCUACUGCUGUACGGGUCUGUCUUGGACCAGGUGCACCUUUUUUUGCUUCUUCGGACGCUGUCCAACCCCAUCGUGAUGGCGAAGCCAGAAGACUACGGACCGAUCCUCAACGGAGUGAUGUGGUUUCAGGUCAUCAUCUCGUCUAUUUUCAUCGUGCUGCGGCUGUAUACUCGCUACUUUAUCAUAAGGAGUCUAGGCUGGGACGACCUCGUGAUGACAGUGAAUCUGGUGACGUUUAUUGCAUUCAUUGCGACAACGUCAGUAGGUAUCAGCUAUGGGGUUGGCAAGAAGACGGACGAUAUCGUACGCCUUGGACUCGACAACUCGAAAGCCAUCUUCUGGGAAGCCAUUGGCCAGGGGAUAUGCAUUAUGGGCAUUGCUGUGUCCAAAGCCGCGGUCGCUCUAUUCCUGCUGAGAAUUGUGCUGCGACGGUGGCACAUCGCCCUCCUCUGGAGCGUGAUAGUUAGCACAGCAAUCUUCAGCACUAUCACCACCACGCUCCUCUUCGUCCAAUGCAAACCCGUCGCCUACCUCUGGGAUCCCACCAUCCCCGGCGGCCACUGCCCCAUAAACUUCACUGAUGUUGGCCUAUCCAUGGGCGCCUGGUCCGCCAGCAUGGACUUCGUCCUGGCCAUCCUCCCCUGGCCCGUCGUCAUGGGCCUAAACAUGAAGCGCAAGGAAAAGAUAACCAUUGCGUGCGGGCUCAGUCUAGGUGUCUUCGCCGGCGCAUGCAGCGUCGUGCGCACCGUGGAGCUGCGCUCGCUCGCGAACAAAGAGAACUACGUCCACGACACCUCUCCCAUGCUCCUGUGGUCCUCCUCCGAGAUCUGCCUGACCAUCAUCUGCGCCUGCAUCCCCGUGCUGCGCCCGCUGUACGUGCGUCUCGCGUACGGCUCGCGCGGCGACUCGAGCGGCAACUCCGGCGCCACGGGCAGCGGGUUCAAGACGCGCUCGUACCCCAUGGCGGCGUAUCGCAAGACGGGCGACGGCAAGGGGAGCAGCAGCCGCGUGUUCUCCGGCCAGGGCGGCGGCAUGCGUACGUCGGUGAAGCUCGCGAGUGACAAUGCGAGCGAAGAGACGAUUCUGAGGGACUGUGGGAAGUAUGGGGUCCCCGAGCGCGCGGGCGAUGAGGAGAUGGGGAUCCCGCCGUCGGGGUCGGGGGUGCGGUUGCACAAGGGGGAUAUUCGGGUUACGACGACCGUCGAGGUGGAGGAGAACGUGGGCGAGAAGUUUGUCGUGUAGGGCGCUGUGGGACGCAGCGGGUAAGCGUGUUCUUAUGAGGUAUGAGGUAUGAGGCUGGGCAUUGCGUGGAGUUUGUCGUUUGUCGUUGCAUUCGCAGGUCGGCGUGG
Molecule: messenger RNA, 1389 nt
Organism: Boeremia exigua
Lineage: Eukaryota; Fungi; Ascomycota; Dothideomycetes; Pleosporales; Didymellaceae
Exons: 4
Coding region: 116-1282 (388 amino acids)
Source: RefSeq, a predicted model, not a curated record